AGGACCAAGCCCUAGCAUUGAAAUGCCGAAACAGCCUUCCCAUACGCCGUCCGAUAAUGACCAGAGCAGCGCCAGUGAGCUCCGGGCAGCGGCACUGGAUUGUAAUCUCACUUCCCUUUGUGACCACAUCCAAUUGGAAGGUUUCAAUAAUGGCGCUUUCUCAGACGUCAUCGUGCAUGCCAUGGGGUCCACUUACCAUCUCCAUCGCUUAAUUCUAUCUCGUAGCUCUUACUUCAGAAACAUGCUUCAGGGACCCUGGAGAGAAGCUAAUGCGCCAAUCUUGACCUUGCAUGUUGAUGAUAGCAAUGUAAAUGGGGAGGCUAUCUCAAUAGCUUUGGCAUAUCUCUAUGGACAUCAUCCUACGCUUACGGAUAAUAAUGCAUUUCGAGUUCUUGCAGCUGCAUCCUUUCUUGACCUUCAGGAUUUGUGUGCAUUCUGCACAGAUUUCAUUGUGUCUGAAUUGUGGACUUCAAACUUCUUAGCAUAUCAGGUAUUUGCAGAGAGCCAGGAUUAUGGUAUAUAUGGAGAACGAGUUAGGAACGCUUGUUGGGGUUACCUAUGUCAAAGUGGUGCCAUAGAACUUAAGGAGGUGCUGCCUAAGCUAUCCUCUCAAACUUUGCAUGCCCUGUUGACUUCCGAUGAAUUAUGGGUGCCCAGUGAAGAAAAAAGGUUUGAACUGGCAUUAUAUGCUCUCCUUGCAAAAGGUGCUCUUGGCAAGGUGGAGAACGAAGACUCUGGAAAUUGCAGUUCUGAGGUGGGAAAAGCUGAUUACGCUGAUGAUUCUAUAGGAAGUGGAAAUAACUUGAUUGAGGAUUGCCCUAAAAGAUUGGAACUUGAACUCGGGUGUAUCGAUUUAAAAGAUGAGCACGAAGGCCAAAAUGCUGCGCACAACAUUUUGGUUGAGCUUGCUGAUCAGGUAGUUGAUUCACACUCUGAGGUUCAAAGUUGCAAACAGAAGGUUCAACAAACAGCAUGUGAACAAUCCAACACGGUGGCAGAAUACCGUUCCAAACUUGGACAAGCAUCAUCAAGCAGCUCCUUUCCAUAUACAGGUGGUGGAACUGGGUCUUCAUGUUCUUAUUUUGAAAUGCCAAGUGGUGUUCGUCCUUGUGGAUUGGGGGGAAGUACAAUGGCAAUGGAAGGACCUUCUGAGGAAGAUUCAUGCUACCAACUGAAUAAUAACAGUUGGCUUCCUGGAGAUGAAAGACAUAGCAUGUCCAUGAACUUUUCUCGUGAUGCAAGUCUGUCCAGCGAAUGGGGAAGAUGCAAUAUGCCUCCUCUAUCAUGGGGUGGUAGGACUGUUGGGCGAAGAGAGGUGAAAAGUUGCUUGACUGGGCAUGAUGGUCUGAGCAGGGAAUAUUAUGAUGCUUUUGUCAGUAUAUUUGAAGCUGGCACUCUUUUAUAUUGCAAUAUGUCUUUUGAAGCUCUUCUAAGUGUCAGAAGGCAGCUUGAAGAAAUGGGAUUCCCUUGCAAAGCUGUGAAUGAUGGGCUUUGGCUGCAGAUGCUACUAAGUCAGCGAGUUCAAGAAAUUGGAGCUGAGACAUGCAAAAACUGUUGCCUUACGAGUAUGGUAUGUGCAUGUAGGCAACCAUAUGGAUAUCCUUGUAGUGUUCCAGCUACUGGGUAUUACAUGCAAGGUCAUGACCAGAGUAAUCCAUCCAGUGAUAUUGGAAACGUGUUUGUUACUGGUUCUGUUCAGGGGGAAGGAAAUGGCCACUUCAGGCCUGUGCGUGUACAUAUUCGAGGACCUAUUGAUGGGCUUGCUGGUAUUGGACGAGGAACUACAUGUGUGCCAGCAGCUGCAUGGACUCCAACACGUUUUGUUUUUUCUCGCGUACCAUUUGGUAUGGGUAGCCGGAACUGUCAGCAAUCUAUCGGUAAUGAUGAUCCAGAGAAUAGAGCUGAGCAAAAUGGAGACCUUGCUGGGGAUGGUUUGACAGCAUUGGUUGGGCUAAGUCAGGGAGGAAGUCAUAUGGGUAAUAUUCAUGGGGAGCAGAUACCAAGAGAUUAUGAAACAGAAUUACAAAGCAGACUGGUAGAUUCCUCUGUGACUGGGCCAAGUACUAGUGGUAGGCAUAUGCAAAUGCUGGAUUCUUCUGAGCAUGAUAUUGGAAUUGAGUGGCAAAGCACGAACAAUGGGAUAUCAUUGGACAUGAAGACACCUCUAAGUCACUUCCCUCCCUUCCGCUUUGCGGUUGAGUUUCAGGAUGUACACAGGCUGGGUGAUGGUCAAGUGAAGCACUCUCCAGAAGUCUUUUAUGCUGGUUCGUUGUGGAAGGUGAGCGUUCAGGCUUUUAGUGAUGAAGACCCUCAAGGGCGGAGGACCCUGGGACUUUUCCUUCAUCGGCGGAAGGCUGAGAUAGCUGGUACAGUGAGAAAGGUCCAUAUGUAUGUUGAUUCUCGUGAAAAAGUCACUGCUAGAUACCAGUUGAUAUGUCCAUCAAAGAGAGAAGUAAUGGUCUUUGGAAGCUUUAAGCAAACAGGAACACUUUUGCCCAAGGCGCCCAAGGGAUGGGGCUGGCGUACGGCUUUGCUGUUUGAUGAGCUUGGUGAUCUUCUGCAGAAUGGGGCGCUGCGGGUUGCGGCUGUUGUACAGCUUAUAUGAAACUCAGCUUUGCAGUGCGAGGACUGCAGUUCGGAGCUUUGUCAGAACUUUUAACAAGAAGCUAAAUCUUUAUCGCAAGAGUUUUACAAAGGCCAACCAACAUUGGACUGGAAACACAGAAAAAGUUCUUACUUGUUUUCGGAAGUUAUUUAAGCGUGCUGCUGGAAGAAAUAUACAUCCAAUACUUGAAACAUAAUUAGCCCAUUGUGAAGGGGUAAUGUGUAUUUUGAGCUAUCUUUAUCAACAUAUAAUUAGCUCAUUGUGAGGCUGAUAAUGAAUGCUGAAUUAGUAAAUGAUAUUAAGCGUUAUUGUCGAUAGAGAUUCGAAUCUUCUAUUAAAACCCGUGCCAUUAUUAUCUAUGUUGUAACUGAUAUAGUUGUUGUUCUA
Coffea eugenioides is the source of this 2992-nucleotide messenger RNA. RefSeq lists its product as uncharacterized. The transcript has 13 exons. Lineage: Eukaryota; Viridiplantae; Streptophyta; Magnoliopsida; Gentianales; Rubiaceae. The coding region runs from base 23 to 2605 and encodes 860 amino acids. The record is from RefSeq and is a predicted model, not a curated record. Gene Ontology annotation, molecular function: protein binding.